CAAUGGGCUUUGUUGCGCUGCAUUCAUGCCAUCAUCCAGGUGCUGCGUCAGUCUGAGUCUUAUUGUCUUUGCUAAGACCCCUCGCCUCGUGGCUGCUGGUAUAAAGAGCGCCGUUGCUGCUCACCUGACAACAACCAUCGAGAAGUCCUCUUUCUCCCCCGGGACUCUUCUCUGUCAAGCAGCUCACAUAUUCUGCACUUGACUGGCUUGCUCCCGCCACUCAUCUCAGUACUGCCACUUGCGUCGCCGCUACCAUCGACCAUCGCCAUCGCCAUGGAUCACACCACUACCCCCGCCACCACGCUCGCCACCGACUCGACAAACCACCCGUCUGACCCUCUCAAUGAGGCGCCACUCGCGACUCCCGAGCCCACCAAUGACGGUGUCACAAACAAGACCGACGACAGCGCAGAUGUUCCUUCCAACAAGGAGCACCACGGCACCCACCACACGCAAAGUGCAUUCGCCUGGUGCAUUGUCUGCUAAGACCGCCGAUCUCUAAAGAACAUGCCUUCCACCGAAGCGUUCGGCGGCCUCAGAGCCGUGACCUCGCUCAACGUGCGGAUGGUUUCUAUACUCAUUUCUCUGUAGUCCGCAUCUUUUCUCUUUGUAUCCUGAUGGAUGACUAUCCGCCUCCUCCAUGUGUAUCCUACGAAAUGGUUGUCUACAUCCGGUGAAUGGAACGUCGCAUAGUCUCCCUUUCUUUCUUGUUGGC
Schizophyllum commune H4-8 is the source of this 715-nucleotide messenger RNA. RefSeq lists its product as uncharacterized. The record is from RefSeq and is a predicted model, not a curated record. The transcript has 2 exons. Bases 274 to 486 code for a protein of 70 amino acids. NCBI's taxonomy places the organism in Eukaryota, Fungi, Basidiomycota, Agaricomycetes, Agaricales, Schizophyllaceae. Gene Ontology annotation, molecular function: mating pheromone activity. Gene Ontology annotation, cellular component: membrane.